CUCACACCGCCGCCCGCCACUCCGAAGUGGAUUUUCUUUGGGAAUUUUUUUUUUAAACCACUUUCGAUGUCUAUUGUCCAACAAAUACGUCAAUCCACUUUUUCAUACCUUUUUCCGCUAUCGCACGACUCACGCAUCAUCACACCCUUGCCUGUCCGUCUUGAGCUUGUCAAAAGCACCCAUGUGCUAGGCCAAGACUCAGCCAACAAUCCCUGCGCCUUUUUUUUUUCUCUGGUCCCUUUUAGACCCGGUAUCUGAGAACUUGGCGAAUGGCGAGCCAGAGCUCGAUCUGUCAUGGAAUUUGCUGGUUGGCUUCCUUGCUGCUCCCGUCGCAGGGAUCAAGCCCACUACGAGACUGGGCUCGGGUUUGUUCACGUCAGAUAACAAAACCUCAGUUGCCCCCCCUUUCCUAUUCAGUGGUUUGCGCAAGGGUGUGGUUAGAUUUGCAUUGAUGAUUCAGUUGUCGUACUUCUUUUUAUCAUCUCACUCGCCAGUUUUGAAGUCAGCUCUGUUUCUUUUUUGCAUCCGCUCCAUUUUCCAUUUUCAACCGUCAGGAGCUUCAGUAUCAAAUAGCAACCAACGUCUUUAAUCGAACCAGUUACAGUUUGUCAAAGAAACUUGGUUGACCCUCAGAAGAGUCAGAAGGUGCUCCCUGUUACGUCACACACAGCCUUAUUACCCCGGUCUUUCCAACGGGGAGAGAAGAAAAAAGAGAGAAAAGAAGAAAAUAGUCUCAAGCCGAAAGCGCAACGAACUUCCAUUUCUGGAAUGCUUUCGAUUUGCCCAGUCUGAGCACUAAAAUAAACAGGUCGCUGUCUUGUGCUCCUGCGACAAAAAAAAAGGACAAAAACAACAAGAAAAACGACACUGCGAUACUCAUUUGUGACUCCUCGAGUUUGGGGUCCGGGAAAAUUUCGUGAAACCAACCAACGAUCGUCGCCGGCGCAGGCUGCCUUGGCGCACCAACUAGUGCUGAUAGCUUCACCUUCAGCCCUGCGGCAUACACCACUGCAUCUACCUGGCCUGUGCUUGGACACUCGCCUGCAAUGCCUUCGUUCAACCCUUUCUCAGCCGUUACCGGCCGACAUGCCUUCAGCCUAUUCGACAUAAGGUUAGAAAAUGACUUUCUCGUCUUCCGUGGCAAUGAGCACGAAGCUGCAAGUCAGUUGCUCAAGGGCGUUCUCGCUGUGUGCGUGCCUGGGCCGACCAAGAUUGAGGACAUCCACCUGAGGUUAAUUGGAACCUUGCGCCUGAGCUGGGCGGAUACAAAAGCGACACCUAGCGGCAUUUCCAUUCAAAAAUUCGAAAAGACUACCGAGAUUCUCAGUCACAGAUGGCCCAGCUUCAUCGGGACGCCGGGCAAGAGCAUGAUCUUGGACAAGGGCAAUUACGAGUUUCCCUUUGAGCUGAUGCUUCCAGGAAACACUUCGGAGAGCGUCGAGGGCCUUAAAGAGGCGAGCAUCACAUAUCGACUCAAGGCGACCAUCGCAAGGGGGAAGCUGGCAUACGACCACCACGCAUACAAGCACAUCAGGAUGAUAAGGACACUCGACGCCUCGGCGCUUGAGUUUCUUCAUGCUAUGAGCGUGGAGAACAUCUGGCCCAACAAGGUGGAAUACUCGAUUGUUGUUCCUCGCAAGGCAGUUGUUUUUGGAAGCGCGAUCCCUUUCGAGUCUAGGUUUACUCCUCUACUUAAGGGAUUGGAGAUUGGGGAUGUAACAAUAAGGUUGAUUGAGGUCUGUGAAAUCCUAGCGACCUCUGCGACUGGUGUACCCAUCAAGGAGCACAAGAAGGAGCGUGAAGUUACAUCCUGGGUUCUGCCCGUGACACGUGAAGAGCACUGGCAAGAUGUGAUCGAGAACACAGGACAGGAGGGCUGGGUAUUGACGUCGGAUCUUGAUUUGCCCCGCAAGUUGGGCAAGUGUGUGCAAGAUGUCAACACGCACGGCAUCAAGACGCGACACAAGCUCAAGAUUGUUGUGGCCCUUCAGAACCCAGAUGGUCACAUAUCAGAGCUUCGGGCUACACUACCCGUUACAAUCUUCAUCUCUCCGAAUAUUCCUCUCGACGAAGAAGGAAACCUCGCACAGCCAGUCCAGCAAAACUCAUCUUCCCAGGAGAGCACCAGUCAAAUAGCGCCACCAGGCUACGGAGAGCACGUUCUGGAUCAGCUAUACUCCAACAUCGACAUGGCCGGAUACCAAACACCAGGAGUGCAGUCCGGCAUGAACAGCCCAUACAUGGCCCUUUCAAGAGCAGGCUCUAACGAAAACCUCGCGGCAAUGCUCAACGAUAAUACGAUAACACCAGCGGCACUAACAUCACGACUGCAAGAUGUUUCUGUGGCCGGAAGCCCUAUCCAUCGAGACUCAUCCUACGCUUCAUUAACAUCCGCCCUUGCGCUCAGCCAAAAUGCCGAUACCACACCCGCCAACACCUCACCACCAGCUUCAGCCCCACUAUCCCGUCACGACAGCGGCGAGGAGCACCACUCGGGCAACCAAACACCCGAGCACGUCGACUUGCCCGAGCUCUCCGAACUCAGCAAGGUUCCCAGCUACGCGACGGCCAUCCGUUCAUCUCGCGUCUUUGCCCCCGCGGCAAAUGCGCUGCCCGACUACGCCACAGCCACGAGCGAGCCUACGACCCCUGCAGUCACCACGCCGGUCAUGACUCCAGUGGCGCAGACCGCCAACCCCCUCGAGCAGAUUCCAGAAGACCCGUUGGAGCAGAGGACCGCAUCCCCUGCAGCAACGCCCGCAUCACCAACCAUCAUGAGCACCAGCGCCGACCAGCACCACAAUCACCAUCCCCAUCCCCAGCGACCGAACCCGCGCAGACACUCUUCGUUUGGCGGCUUCUUCUCCAGCCACCACUCCCUCGGCAUGCACCACUUCCAUCAUCACCAUGGAGAGGGCGACGAGAGGAGGAGGUUUACGCUGAUGCAGAUGCGGGACCCUGUCUCUUAGUCGGGGCUCAUGUUUCGCCGUAGCGAAAUAUUGGUGUGAUACUUUGUAUGAUUUUGGACUGCGCUGGGAAGUAUAUUUCGCUCUCUCAUAAAUGAGAUUUUGGAACCUAUGACUUUGGGGAUUUGAGUCUCCUUUUUGUUUCGCUUUAUUCUUUUUUUUUUAUGAUACUCCUUAUUUCCUGUUCUCCUAAUACUACAGCAACACUUUUGUCACUUAUCCAGUUGUAUAUCCCCCCAAUCUCAAUCUGCUUGUUUUAUUGGUUUGCUCAUUUUCUUGUUUGGGAUUCACAUCUAUAUCGGCGCAUAUAUGGAGGUAUUGGAAUAAAUCGCAUAGAUCGAUAGACAGGAGGCUUGCGUUGUUUUUUUCAAUGUUAGCCUUUUCUUAUUUUUUUUUUUUUUUUUUGCUGGACAAUGCUUUCAGUCCUUGUUAGUUUUUAUAUGCCGGUUUUAGGCUUGUUGCCUUUGUGAAUAGAC
Molecule: messenger RNA, 3442 nt
Organism: Pyricularia grisea
Lineage: Eukaryota; Fungi; Ascomycota; Sordariomycetes; Magnaporthales; Pyriculariaceae
Exons: 4
Coding region: 1047-2969 (640 amino acids)
Biological process (GO): ubiquitin-dependent endocytosis
Cellular component (GO): plasma membrane; cytoplasm; cytosol
Molecular function (GO): protein-macromolecule adaptor activity; ubiquitin protein ligase binding
Source: RefSeq, a predicted model, not a curated record